Nezara viridula (southern green stink bug) is the source of this 1690-nucleotide messenger RNA. Lineage: Eukaryota; Metazoa; Arthropoda; Insecta; Hemiptera; Pentatomidae. The record is from the annotation of a GenBank genome assembly.
UAAACUAACCUCAUGUAUCAUUUGAUUUGCAGACAAACCUCCAACUUCAGAUUCUAAGUCUGGCAGUGGGAAUGGACCUUGCAUCAUAUUCAUCAUUUUAUUAAAUUCAACCAUAAUUCUUAAGAUUUUUCGAAUUAGUAAAUAUUAAGAUAAAAUACAACUUCACAUGUUUUAUUACUUUUAAAAGCUGAAAUCGAAAUAAUUAUUGUUUAAAAUAUUUGUUAGCACUUCAUUGUUGGGAACUAUUUUCAUUUAAAACAUAAUUAAGGUAUUAAUAUGUUGGUGGACUGAAAUUGUACAAAGUUUUUAUUACUUUAUAAUAAUGUUAAUCAUAUUAAAACAUAAUCAAUAUCAAAAUUAAAAUAAAUUUCAAAAUAAUGGUUUGUAUAAAUUACUCGUACGUCAUUAGAAAAGUCUAUGUUUAAGUAAAAUUAAAUUUUAGUUUGUAAGAUCAUUAAUAUUAUUAAACAUAUUGGUACUAGUUCACUAGUGCUUGGCUCGAUCAAGAUCACAUAUACAUGGAGUGCCGAAAAUGGAGUGUCUGAAAUUGAUUUGUCUGAAAUCAUACGAAGUUCUAUUGAUCCGAUCAUUAUUUGAUAUGCAUUACUAAGAUGAGAGUGCAACUAUAGCCCGUAACCACACGAAGGGAGGGGAUCAAUGCAUAUAUAAUGUUGACUGCACUUCUAUUGAACUGUCACAACUUGAUCAUCCACUGUCUAGUAUGGAAAGGGUUCUGAUUCUAGUACUUUGCCUCACUUCGGUUGCAAACGGAAGGACAACUCUGAUACAAAAACGUAGCUUAGAGUUUGAUCAAAGUAGAGAAAGCACACAUGAAUUUCAACCUGAGACGAAUUAUAACAUUCACGAAGACAUUGAAAAAAUUGAACACCAACAAUAUAGUGACCAGGGUUCAGUAAAUUUGGAAUCUAAUGGACAUGAAGGAGUCACAUUUCAAGGAGAGGAAGGAAGUCAUUCUGUCCAUAGUUUGAGUAAUCAACAUCUUGGUGUACAACAUGGAUAUUUUCUUAGUCAUAAUUUUGGUAAUUCUGCCGGUGGUGAAGAAGAAAAGACGAUCGGACAUAUUGAUGGAUUUAAUAAUGAAGAAAGUAACAACAACGAAGGAAAAGAAAUAUCUGGAGGUGUUAGCUAUCAAUAUGUGCAAACUGGUGAUCAUCCAAUGAUAGAUAAUGAUUCUAAGGGGUAUAAUACUUUUCAGGAUCAAGAAGGAAUUGUUGAAAAAUAUAUAACUCAUGGAGAGCAAGAAAGUCACGAAGAAAUAACAGGAAGUAAUGAUUAUGGAUAUCAAGGAACUGCAGAUCAUGGUGCCCAAUAUUCUUUCGGGAACUUCCUACACCACCAAGAACCGGAAAUCAAUGAAGUAACAAAGGUAAUCCCCGUUCAUAAAACGAUCAACAUACCACAGCACCAUGAGGUCCAAAAACUCCUGAGGAUCCCCGUACCCGUCAAAGUUCUUGAACCGUUCCCAAUCAAGAUCCCUAUACCUUACGCCGUCGAAAAGACGGUCCAUGUACCAGUAGAGAAAAUUAUUAAGUACCAAGUUGAGAAACUGGUUCCAGUUAAAGUGGAAAAAACGGUACCGGUACCUUUUGCAAAACCAUAUCCGGUACCGUUCCCAGUCUACAAGCUAAAAGUGAUCAUUCAUUCCGGAAGUAUGGGCCACGAAGAGUGA